This is a messenger RNA of Pistacia vera, 686 nucleotides long. Its product is annotated as extensin-like. The coding region runs from base 60 to 524 and encodes 154 amino acids. The transcript has a single exon. Lineage: Eukaryota; Viridiplantae; Streptophyta; Magnoliopsida; Sapindales; Anacardiaceae. The record is from RefSeq and is a predicted model, not a curated record.
CCAUCUUUAAUUUCCUUUCUUCUCGAUUCACUCUCACUCACCCUUUUCUCACAGCAGAAAUGGCCAUGGCUUCAAAAAUCUUAACUCGAAUUCUCUCAACUUUCCUCUUCAUUCUUCUCAAUUUUCUUCCUUUCACCAUGCAGGAUGAGCCCUGCCCCUAUCCAUGCUACCCUCCGCCCACCGGCGGCUCCGGCUCCACCACCCCCACCACCGUCUCCACGCCACCGCCUCCGGCCACUCUCCCGCCGCCCUCUACGUCAACCUCUUACCCUCCUCCUCAAGUGUACAACUAUCCUACACCACCUGGGAAUUUACCUAAUUACCCUUCACCACCUUUUGGCAACAAUAAUGGAAACCCUCCGCCUGACCCUAUUUUGCCCUACUUUCCUUAUUACUACAGAAAGCCUCCGCAUCAAACGGACGAUGGAUCAUCGGCGGCUGCGAGUCUUGGAAGAUCAUCAUCACCACUCAACUUUUUUUCGUUUUUGUUUUUGUUUUUGUUUUUGUUGCUGCCGCUUGUUUAAGAUAGUGAAAGUAGUUAUUGUUAUGUAAUUUAUAUGUUUUUAUGUAGGAAUUUUGAUGUGUCGCCAUUAAAGAGAGCUUGGUUUGCAAUUUAGUUGCAGAAAAUUUGAAGGGUUUUGUAUAAAUUUGUUUAAUGGUGAAGAAGAAGAAGAAGGUUCAAGGAU